AGAUUAGUUUUAUUGAACUAAUAACAGUCAAUCAUGAUUUCUUGUCUAGAAUUGUUCGUGUGCUUGUUAAUAGUUGCUGUCGGCAUAUCGGCUACUUCAACUGAUGAAUCCAUUGAAUAUCUGACAGCUAAGAAUCUCACUGCAAAUUAUUGUUAUGCAAAAAGCUAUGAUCAGGUACCAUCCAUUGUUAAGAAAUGCACUCACAUCGUUCUUCAGAACUUCGAAGUCCCAGCUGGUAAAACUCUGACGGUCAACUUACAAAAAAAUUCAGUGCUUUUAAUAGAAGGAACUAUCAAAUUUGGUGUGGCACACUGGGAUGGUCCUUUCAUGUAUAUAACUGGGGAAAACAUUCAAGUCAUCGGAGGAACUAAUCACCUCAUUCAUGGACAAGGUGAAAAAUAUUGGGACGGUCAUGGAAUUGCUGGUGGUGUCACGAAACCACAAAGAGUCAUGAUGAUCAAUGCCAAACGUGCAUCAUUCAAAAAUAUCAAUAUUAAAAAUUGUCCAUUAUUUUGUGUUUCUAUUAUUGGAACUGAUCUCACUUUCUCUGGAUUCAAUAUUGAUAACAAUGAUGGAUUCAAGGGUGGAUUAGCCGUCAACACCGAUGCGAUGUCAUUCGCAUAUACAGACAACAUCAUCAUUGAAAACUCGAAAAUUUGGAACCAAGACGAUUGCGUCAAUGUUUUGGCAAGUAAAAAUGCAGUCAUCCGAAACGUUCACUGCUGGGGAUCUCAUGGUCUCAGCUUCAGUUCGGGGCUCUCAAGUACUAACGAGAAGAAUGAUAUUCAUAACGUUACUUUCGAAGAUUGCUCGAUUGGAGGAUCCCUAAACGGUAUCCAUAUUUUGACAUUGCCUUCUGGUGGAAAAGGAACAAUCAGUCAAGUGACAUACAGAAAUAUCAACAUAAUCGAUGUCAUAUUGAGAGCAAUCGAAUUUCGCCAAGAUUAUUUGGAUGACGGUCAUCCAAGCAACAAUAUCCAAAUAAAUGGUCUGACACUAGAAAACAUUUAUGGUACUGUAACUGGUAGGGACUCGGUGGCAGUUUAUAUAAAAUGUGGCGCUGGAUCUUGUUCAAACUGGAAUUGGUCAGGUAUCAAGAUAACUGGAGCUCAGAAUAAGAAUUAUUGUAAUUACCAUCCGAAUGGGUUCACAUGUUGAUGCGAAUCAAUAAAGUAACUUGUUGUGAU
Phaedon cochleariae (mustard beetle) is the source of this 1187-nucleotide messenger RNA. NCBI's taxonomy places the organism in Eukaryota, Metazoa, Arthropoda, Insecta, Coleoptera, Chrysomelidae. The record is from the annotation of a GenBank genome assembly.